UUUACCAAAAGAAUUGUUUUUCUUUUUCUAAAUAUGCGAUUCUGGUGAUACUAAGUGUAUUCACCCUCGACUCAAUGCGAUCAUAUCGUGCUUGUCGAGAGGAUACCACUGUUAACAAUGCAAACCUUAUAAGGGAUCUGAUUCAAAACAGGAAUCAAGAAUCGCGAAAACUGAAUAUGCACCAGCAACAAAUAAGCAAAAUGGAAUGUGAGAAAAAUUCGUCAAAAGGUGUGAGUACUUCGGGAGGCUGGUGCCAGAAAGCAAGUUAUGAAAACAGUGGCCAGCAUAAGACAGACCUGUCACUCGCAAAACAAUUGUCUAUUUUUCUACAAGAUAAAGUGGUUUCUAGCUUCGGUGAUGGCCCUGGACGAUACAAGCAAAUCUUAGAUUCCACUGGAUUACUCAAUGGAUAUGAUGCUUAUGAUGGGGCUCCAUUCUGUGACACUACUAGUAAAGGCAUUGUAAAAUAUUUGGAUCUAACGCUACCGCAGUAUGGAAUCCCAGUAUACGACUGGAUUAUAAGUUUAGAAGUGGCUGAACAUAUUCCUAAAAAAUUUGAAGAUACAUAUGUUGACAAUAUUGUACGACAUGCAGCAGAAGGAAUCAUAUUGAGUUGGGCUGUGCCUGGUCAAGGUGGAUAUUCACAUGUAAAUAAUAGACCCCUAAAGUAUGUAGAAGAACUUUUGUUUACUCAUGGAUUCUAUCGUGACAUACAAAACUCGAGUUUGCUUCAAUCAUCCUCUACGCUCCCCUGGUUGAAAAGAAACAUAAACGUAUACAGAAGACUCCAGUUAAAAAAUAAACCUGAUCUUUAUGCGUUUGCUUGAAAAUAAUAAGAGAUAUAAUCAUAGCGUAGCGUUACAAUAUACUGCUUAUUAAUAUACAUGUAUUAUGUAAUUUAUGUUUUCAUACCUAUUUAGGCCGUUUUUGUUAUAUAAACGGAUAAAAAAAAAAAUUUUUAAUUUCUUGUUGGUGAUGGGAAAUAACGAAAUCCUUACAAGUUAUUCAGCAACACAUGUAUUUAUCAUAGUUUUGGCAAAACCCGGAACAACAAGGUCACAAUAUAAACAAACUGUAAAGACAUGUUCAAAGCUUAUGUGAAUAACUUCAGAAACAAGCUCAGUAGCCAAAAGUUUAACAUAAACCCCAAAGCGAAACCAAGCGAAUGUUCAACAGAAACGGAAACGAGGCUCAGUUGAAUGGAAGCAUUUCAAGUUUUGAUAGAAAAUAUAAUGAAAUUAUACUUUUGCUGAGAGUUUUAAUAGAAAUGUGAUAAAAAAACACUAUCGGAAUACUUUUCUUAAUUGUUGGUAAUCAUAAUUAUAAAUAAGCUGUAACGAUUUAACGUUCAAAAGUAGUUUUACAUCGUGGACAUGUCAAACAAAGGAGGAAGAAAUGGCGGGGCGAACGGGAAAACACCGAAGCAAUCGACUCUUGAUGCUAAAACACCUCCCACAAGAGAACCCAGCGGACCCCCAUCACCAAAAUACCCCCCAUAAAGAAAGACGUCCCUUACCCGAGAACACAAAUGCACGACAUCCGGGAGGAGAGUAAAGCGGCAACAAUGAGACUUGGUGAGGUACAGGGCUUCUGUGUUGAAUAUAGUUAAGUCACUGACGAAAUCCAAAAAUCAAAACAUGACACUGAACACGAAAUCCGCUCGUUGAGAAAGCAUAGCAGUUUUCUUUCCUCAAGAAUCGAACAAUUGGAACAAGAAAAUGAGCGUAUAAACAAUCGCCACCUUAAUAUACAUGCUAAAAUCAUGGAAAACAAUCUAACAUUUUUCGGUAUUGAAAAGGCCCGUCCUUCGUAUCCACCGGACACGCAAAGAGAACAGCAAAGAGAGACCCCAGAAACACCUCUCAGAAAAUCCCUGAAAGAAAAAUUACAUAACAAUGAGUACAUCUCGGGCAAAACCCAAUAGACAUUGAAAAAAUUACAUUCAACAAGGUUAGUAGACAAGGUGAUCCUAAAAAAGCUGCCAAUUCAUACAAUAAUAGACCUAUUGUUGCCAUUAUUGAACGCUUUACUGAUAGAGAGGCUGUGCGUAAGGCUUGAAUAGUACUUAACAGAACCAAAAGACAAUACCGGUGACAAGUGCGUCCAUCGAAUCCACCACUCUACGGCCAGGCUCGGAGAGUCACUGUUUAAGUGUGAACUGAUCGAGUACGAUACCCGUGAUCGUGAAAACUGUUUCUUUUGUUAUAUAAUCGACCAAGAGAUUUAUAAACAGGUACCCAUAUUUAAGGUAUUUAAUAGUAAUUCGAAGCAUACUUUAAACACAUUCAGUUAUGACAAACUAUGAUAAUAAUUUAUGCAAUUGCUAUCAUUUGUUCAAUGCAAGCAUAUACCUUUAUUGUUACAUAUACCACGUUAUGUAUUACUGCAUUCACAACUUAAUUUACAACACUAUGUACUUGUCUUGGGAAAUUACGC
This is a messenger RNA of Mya arenaria, 2436 nucleotides long. RefSeq lists its product as uncharacterized. The record is from RefSeq and is a predicted model, not a curated record. The transcript has 3 exons. NCBI's taxonomy places the organism in Eukaryota, Metazoa, Mollusca, Bivalvia, Myida, Myidae. Bases 75 to 827 code for a protein of 250 amino acids.